Drosophila subpulchrella is the source of this 1784-nucleotide messenger RNA. Its product is annotated as diacylglycerol O-acyltransferase 2. Lineage: Eukaryota; Metazoa; Arthropoda; Insecta; Diptera; Drosophilidae. Gene Ontology annotation, cellular component: endoplasmic reticulum membrane. Gene Ontology annotation, biological process: triglyceride biosynthetic process. The record is from RefSeq and is a predicted model, not a curated record. The transcript is spliced from 6 exons. Gene Ontology annotation, molecular function: diacylglycerol O-acyltransferase activity. Bases 647 to 1705 code for a protein of 352 amino acids.
CGCUCGCGUCGUCGGUUCUGCUCUCAAAAUGCGAUAACGAUCCAUUACGUGUAUAAAUAUUUACAGUGCGCCUCUUCAAACACAUAUAAUAAUACGUAUCUACUAGAGGAUUUUUAAAAAUAAAAGCUUAAGAGAUUACUAUAGUUUAUUUGGCUUCGAAUAUAAAUAAAAUAAUUAAAGUAUAAGGGGAGUUUCAAAUAUAUUUAAAGGUUUUCUUAUAUCAAGUUUCGUUCUACAUCCAAUGGAAUUUAAACUUGAUUUCAAUAGGCAAACAAGUUGUAAUUAACAUGUACAAUCUGUAAUAAAUAAAAGUGAUCACAGGUGUAAGCGUGUCCAAGCAAGUUUUUGAAAAGCCGGCUAUUGUUAGCAAUGAUAAGACGGUAUCGCAGUUGCAGCCAGACGUCUAUAUAGAGCAGGACAUUAUCUAGAAUUUUUAAACACCCCAAGCAAAUAGCUUUUAAAUCGGUGGUAUUUUUAAGCAACUUUUACCGAUAGCCACAAACUCGCGCCAUCGGCGGAUACUGAUAAGGAUAAGAGUUGGUUGCUAAACACUAGACAUUCUUCAGUCGUUGGAGGACCGUGCGAAGAGUCUCUACUUAAUUCUUCGGUCCGUGAAGAGUUUUACGAGUUUUUGAGAGCAGCAAACAUGAAAAUCGAGUGGGCUCCCCUAGAAGUUCCCAUGGAACGGCGUCGUCAGACGUUUGCCAUGGCCUUCUUUAUCCUUUCCUUCAUGAUACUAUCCCUUGGAUCUUAUGUACUAGUUGCUGCUUUGUUAAUAUAUGGUGGCCUUGUGUGGCGCAGCUUGGUGGUCAUCUACUUGGUCUACGUCUUUGCGAAUCACAGAAGAACUCACUCUAUAAUGGACGGCAAUGGCUGGAAGAUUAGCCGCAACAACUGGCUGUUUCGGCACUAUCGAGACUACUUUCCCGUUCAGCUUAUCAAAACCGCAGAUCUACCGCCGAAUAAAAACUAUAUUUUGGCCAGCUUUCCCCAUGGUGUACUGGCGACGGGCAUUUCCAUCAACAUGGGUCUAGACAUCUCCAAGUGGCUGGAACUGUUCCCGCAGGUGAGGCCCAAGGUGGCCACUUUGGACCAGAACUUCUUGACGCCCAUUGUGCGUGGUCUCUUGAGAUCUUGGGGCCUGGUCUCUGUGUCCAAAGAUGCUUUGGUAUACUUGCUGUCCAAGUCGAAUGAUCCCGAGCACAAAGACAAUCGGGAUGGGUUCACCUCCAAUGCGGUGGCCAUUCUUGUGGGUGGUGCUCAGGAGGCACUGGAUUCGCACCCUGGUAAAUACAUCUUGACCCUGAAGAACCGCAAGGGUUUCGUCAAAAUGGCCAUUCGAACGGGGGCAUCGAUUGUACCCUCGUUUUCCUUUGGCGAGGUGGACAUCAUAGAUCAGCUGGCCAAUCCACCGAACUCUCCGGUUCGCCGCUUCCAAGAUUUUGUAAAGAGGAUUACGGGGAUAUCCCCGCUUAUUCCCGUGGGUCGCGGCAUCUUUAACUACACCUUCGGAAUUCUUCCCAACCGACGACGCAUCGUUCAAGUUGUUGGUUCCCCCAUUGAUGUAGUAAAGAGUGCUGAGCCGGAUGCAGCCUAUGUGGACAAGAUACAUAAACAGGUCAUCGAUGACCUGGAGAAGAUGUUCGCUCGGUACAAGGAUGUUUACAUACCCAACUCCAAACAGAGCAAGCUGAUUAUUCAUUAGUCAAAAAAAUUGUUUUCUAAAAAAUGUGAUCAAACUAAUGCUUUAUAAGCAUAUAAUACAAACCCAUUUAGUCAUUUUA